AUGGAUUUCCUGAAAUCAGCUGUCGCAUCUGCCAUUGCCGCCAAAGGCCCCCCUUUCCCAUACACCUUUGGCGACAAGGUUGAUAUGGACCCCUCCAUUUGGACCCUUUACAACGGAACAAAACGAGAAGACGGUUCUCCUUGCAGCAUCUUCUCCUUCGAGGUCUCUUCAAACCGUUCCGCUCUCCCCCUAGCCAAGAACGCUCUCAAGAAACUCCGAACAUUGCGCCAUCCCGGUGUAAUUAGGGUGCUAGAUACAGUUGAGACAGAUUCAUACAUCUACAUUGCUACGGAGAGGCUGGUCCCUUUGCGCUGGCAUGUGAAGAGGAAGAGCUUGACUCCUGAGACGGCGAGAUGGGGUCUCUACAACAUUGCGAGAACAGUAAAGUUCAUUAAUGACGAAGCCUCGUCCGUCCAUGGAAACUUGAAGGUUGCGUCAAUCUACACAACAGAAAGCGGCGAAUGGAAACUCGGCGGCUUUGAGGUGCUCAGCAAUAUUAAGGAUGACGAGGCAGUCAUAUAUACCUAUGGCAGCCUCUUGCCCGACUCAGGACGUUAUACUCCCCCUGAAUUGGCCAAGUCAGGCUGGGAUGCCAUCAAACGCAAUCCGCACUCAGCUGUAGAUGCUUGGGACUUCGCUGCUCUCAUCUUCGAGGUCUUUAAUGGCACCUUCAGCGGGAGUGACCAGGCCGGCCAGACCAAAAAUAUUCCACCUAGCAUGCACUCCAGCUAUAAACGCUUGGCGAAUGCUAAUCCAAAGGUUCGAUUAAGCGUUGCUCACUUCUUGGAACAAGGCCGGAAGAAUGGCUCAUUCUUCGACACCCCCUUAAUCAAAGUAACAGAUGGCAUCGAAAACCUCGGCAUAAAGUCUGAGGAAGAACGAGAUGCCUUCUUGGAUGACCUGGAGCAUCUAAGCGAUGACUUCCCGGAGGAGUUUUUCAAGAUGAAGAUCUUGCCCGAGUUAUUGAAAUCAGUCGAAUUCGGCGGCGGUGGCCCAAAAGCUUUUAGCUUGGUCAUGAAGGUCGCAACUAAGUUGUCAAGUGACGACUUUGAUGCAAAGGUCGCCCCUGUUGUGAUUCGGCUGUUUGGAAAUCCCGACCGCGCUAUCCGGGUUUGCUUGUUAGACCACCUGCCCCAAAUGAUCGAUCGCCUCUCGCCAAAGGUCGUGAAUGAUAAGAUUUGGCCUCAAGCUGUCACCGGAUUCAUGGAUGUCGAGCCAGUUGUAAGAGAACAAACGUUGAAAUCAGUUCUCACUUUCAUCCCGAAGCUCUCUGAAAGAACCGUCAACGGAGAGCUCUUGAAGUAUCUGGCAAAGACUGCCAACGAUGAGCAACCAGGCAUCCGCACCAACACGACCAUUUGUCUCGGCAAGAUCGCCAAAUACUUGGGUAACUCGUCAAGAUCCAAGGUGCUGAUUGCUGCCUUCACCCGCUCACUUCGCGAUCCCUUCGUGCACGCCAGAAACGCUGCUUUAAUGGCACUUGCCGUCACAGCGGAGUACUUCACGGAAGAGGAUUGUGCUGUCCGUAUCCUUCCCGCGGUCUGCCCUUCUCUCAUCGACAAGGAAAAGCUUGUCAGAGACCAGGCAAACAAGACCAUCGAAGUCUAUCUGGCAAAAGUGCGCAAAGCUGCGGCUAACAUGCCGGAGACCGCGCUCCCGUCAGAAACUGCGGCAUCGAAUGCCGGCGCCACUCCCAGGAUGAGCACCCCACAGCCGGAUAUCUCGUCCGCAGCAUCGUGGGCUGGCUGGGCUAUCUCAUCAUUCACGAACAAGCUUUCUGCUGCAGCAGGGGAUAUCCAGUCAGCUUCAGCAGCAUCCAAGUCCAAUGGGCCGUUAUCCACACAACCAUCUAAACCUGCCACGUGUCCUACGACAUCUCCUUCUACCUCAUCUACCGCAAACACUCAUCACCGAAACCUCAGAUCCCCAACCCCCUCAGCCCCAACCUCUUCACCGUCAGCAAAGGAAUCGGCCUUCUCCCCUCCGCCUGAAGAAGACUUUGACGGCGCCGACGCAUGGGGUAGCAUGGAUGACAUCUAUGAUGACGAUAAUAACGACGCCAAUAACCAGCAAGAAACAGACGAAGACCCCUGGGCCGCCAAAUCCAAGCCCAAGCCAACAAGCACCAAAAUCUCGGCAACUCCCUUCGAUGACGGCGGUGAGCCCGACUUCGCGGGCUGGCUUGCUGCACAAGCAGAGAAGAAGAAGCAGGGGAAGGUGUUACCGAAGGGGUUAGCGAAGAGCUCUUCUCUUGCUGCUUCCAGUGCUGGUGCCAAGAAGCCAACGACUACCAUUGUGAGCGCGAAGACGACCAGCAUGGCAGGAGCAAAAAGCAAACCUGUUGUGGCGAAGAAAAUUGAUAUGAAGCCGAAGGAUGAGUCGUUGGAUGAUGACGAGGGGUGGGGUGGUUGGUAG
This is a messenger RNA of Thermochaetoides thermophila DSM 1495, 2415 nucleotides long. RefSeq lists its product as uncharacterized. The coding region runs from base 1 to 2415 and encodes 804 amino acids. Gene Ontology annotation, cellular component: cytoplasm. The record is from RefSeq and is a predicted model, not a curated record. The transcript is spliced from 7 exons. Lineage: Eukaryota; Fungi; Ascomycota; Sordariomycetes; Sordariales; Chaetomiaceae. Gene Ontology annotation, biological process: protein phosphorylation; tRNA export from nucleus. Gene Ontology annotation, molecular function: protein kinase activity; ATP binding.